CCCAGAUCCCGGCCUUUCCUCCACCGCGCCCAGCCUUGCACUCCCACGCUUGCUCAGCACCCCUAGCUCCUACGCCCCUAGCUCAUGCGCCCAGCUCUGCACCGAGCCCUGCAUCCCUGGCCUCUGCGCGCCUGCACUCUGCGCCUCACUGCCGGCCUUGCUUCCUGCACCUGCUCUGCACCGAAUCUGCAUCAAUCUCCAGCUCUGCACUGCGCCAGCCUUCCUCUGCACCGCGCCAGCCUUCCUCUGCACCAGAUCCCCUUGCCGCCUGCUGCGCCGAACCCACGUUGCUUGCACGCCUGCACUCUGUGCCAGCAUCAUGACCCUGCAUCGAGCCUUGCUGCACCCCUGCUGCUCUGCCUCUGCACACUACAGCAGCUCCAGACAAAUUAGCAUUAUUAUUGAUUGACAGAGCAAGGCUUUUUUAUUAUUUUGAUCUUUAUUUUAUCUUUUAUUAGGGUAUAUAUAUAGAGAAAAAUCAGAUUGAAAGGGGGGGUUUUGGGUUGAUUUUGGGUCUCUUUGCUGGGGAGUUUCGUCUGAGUUUUUGAGAGCAAUAGAAGGGGAUUUACUGGAGAAGAAAGGGGGCAACAACGGUGGUUGAGAGGAAGGAUCACCGAGCUUCCAGAGGAACUUCAUUUUCUGGUUUCAUUUUCUGGGUUUCAUUGCCUUAGGUAGACUACUUCAAGAAGAAAAAAAAAAUCAGGCAUGACAGUCUCCCUAUGUUUUCUCUCCCUUUGGAGCAAUACAUCAUCCAUCUAGAAGGCGGCCUCAACAUGCUUUUAUAAACUCACCAAGAUAUGAUGUUGAAGUGGACUUACACAUGAGACAAGUGGAUCUAGAUUCAAUAAAUGAGGGGGCAAAUCUAGGUCAUGGGGAAAUUUGAGUAUUAUUGCUCUUAAGGAUGAACCCCUAUUUGACAUGACCAUUACUUCUGCCUUGGGGGCCACUUUGGCCAAUUGGACAGUCAAGCUUUUCUUUGCUUCAUUCAUCCAUGAGUAAAAUAAGUCAGCUUUC
This is a messenger RNA of Rubroshorea leprosula, 1014 nucleotides long. The record is from the annotation of a GenBank genome assembly. NCBI's taxonomy places the organism in Eukaryota, Viridiplantae, Streptophyta, Magnoliopsida, Malvales, Dipterocarpaceae.